Chelmon rostratus (copperband butterflyfish) is the source of this 4247-nucleotide messenger RNA. RefSeq names its product syntaxin binding protein 4 (gene stxbp4). Gene Ontology annotation, biological process: insulin receptor signaling pathway; regulation of insulin secretion involved in cellular response to glucose stimulus. Gene Ontology annotation, cellular component: cytoplasmic vesicle. The transcript is spliced from 18 exons. NCBI's taxonomy places the organism in Eukaryota, Metazoa, Chordata, Actinopteri, Chaetodontiformes, Chaetodontidae. Gene Ontology annotation, molecular function: syntaxin binding. The record is from RefSeq and is a predicted model, not a curated record. The coding region runs from base 106 to 1863 and encodes 585 amino acids.
CUUAAGUCAGGUGACCUGAUUUUGGAUGUCAAUAACAUCAGUCUGAUAGGGGUGACCAAUGAGAGGGCGGUGGAGAUUUUGAGGACAGCAUCGCUCUCUAAUCACAUGUCCCUGCUGGUCGCCAGAGACGAUGAAUCCAGGAGGGAGUUUGCUGAGCUGAUGGAAAAGUACGGCUCCAAUAAUAUCCCAGCUUCAGGACGAAUCUCUCCUACUCAGCUCUCCACAGGGAAGCUGACGGACACGGCCUCCUCCUCCUCCUCCUCCAGAUCAGAGAGCCCCCAGCUCCUCAGUCCUAAAGAGGGGGUCACCGCCUACACCCACGCCAACCCCCCCUACACCGUGCACACGCCCACACCUGCCUUCAGUGACAGUGUCAUUCAGUUGAUAUGCGUUGCCAAGGGAACAGGCCUGGGGCUGGUCAUCAAGGGCGGAGCGAACCGUGCAGAAGGACCAAUGGUGUUCAUUCAGGAAAUAGUGCCUGGAGGAGACUGCCAGAAGGACGGCAGGCUGCAGGUCGGGGACCAGCUGGUGUCCAUCAACAAAGAGUCUCUGAUCGGAGUGACGUAUGAGGAGGCCCGGAGCAUCCUGACACGCACCAAACUCAGACCGGACCCCACAGUGGAAAUUGCCUUCAUCCGGCGGAGGUCGUCCUCCAGCUCCAGCAGCGGGCCUCACAGCCCCAUCUCCCUCCAGGGGUCCGGUGGCGGAGGUGGACCCCAGACGAGGGCCCCGGGGCCGGGCGUCACACCUCCGCAGCCCACCGUGAUCACCAAGAUCACCUCCAGCCGGAACCCCGCCAGCGAGACUCUGCCGGCGGUCAGCGUCAGCCAGGUGCGAGUGUCUUCAGCCGAGCAGAUUCGAGUGUCGUCUCCUCCAGAGAGCGACAGCAUCGCAGAGGCAAACCCAGAACCUGCCAGCAGUCAGCCUCAUCAGAGGACGUGUUCCCUCAGCACCACCUGUCGCCUCCGAGUGGAGAGGCUGGAGCAGGCUCUGGAUCUGCUCGGUCUGAAGCCCACAGAGGCUCAGCGGCAGGCGAUCAGGUCCAGGCUCCGAGCUGAUCCGGCUGGGACGGUGGCCUUCACAGAUUUUGAGAGCCUGAUCAGGGAGCUGUUCAAGCCUCAGCUGGAGGAGUUGACCGUCACCCAGCCGGGGUCAAAGUUUGCAUCUGAUGACCUGUCCAGUUUGUUGGAGUCGCCCACUAACGCACAGCCGUCACUGUCAGACUCGGAGGACCUGGAGGAGAUGGAGAGGCUGAGGAAGGAGCACAUCGAGGCUCUGAGGGAGAUCAAGAGGCUGCAGGAGCAGCUGGUCGAAUCUCAGAGAGUUCACCAUCAGAUGGAGGAGGAGCUCAGCAAAGUCAAACAGGAAGUAAAACUCGGAGCGGAGGAGAGUCGGGCUCUCAGGACUCGGAUCCAGCUGGCCGAGGCGGCUCAGAAACAGGCGAGGGGGAUGGAGAUGGACUACGAGGAGGUGAUCCACCUGCUGGAGGCCGAGAUCGCGGAGCUGAAGACCCAAAGAGUGGAGCAACCGGUGUCGACCAAUAAGGAGGAGAUGGACGAGCUGAAGAAGAGAGUGGCCGUCCUGGAGUGUCAACUACGGAAGAGCGAUGCGGCCAAAAAGGGCUUUGAGAUGUCAACAGGAAAACUUCUGAGUUUCGUGGAGAAUGUUCAAGAGUUCCUGCUUGAAAGCCACGGACCAACGAAGAGCUACAGCUCCGGGGACGUUAAAGUCGGAGCGUCGUCUCAAGCCCUCCCUCCUCGCUACAAGAAGACUCCCUGGACUUCGGCCACGCUCGCCCAGGAGGCGAAGGAGCUCACCCGGACCGUCAGAGCCAUCCUGGAGGUCGACUUGCUGACCUUCUAGAGGACCCGGCUGUAGCAGAACAAAGUCAGCAAGUCUCUGAGACGUCAGCAGGAACUCGACAGCCAACCGUGAACCCGAACCUCUUCCCUGACAAGUCCUCAUCUCCUCAGAACCUGCUAGCAAUGGACUCAUGUCUUAACUCUGCAUGACACUGUUCUGUUUCUGUCCAGCUGCACAUUUAUUACUGCACAUUUCUGCAUAGUCAGAACAAACUAAGCAGCGGUUUUAUUCCAGUGUUUUAACCUGAAUAAUGUGGAGAAGAAGUGUGGAGUCAUUGUAGUUCAAAUUCAUAAUCUGCAUAAUGGACUCGUUACUCAAACUGCAGUUUUUUCUGAAAAAGUUUCUCCAAACAACCAGGUGAGACACCUGCAGGACGUUCUGACAGGUUAAUACACUGGAAGGAGACAGUUGCAAAGUCGAUGGACUACAUGAAGGUUAAAAGAUUUUGCCCACUGGUCACCUUAUUAAUGAUGCAAUGAGAGUAAUGGAAUCAGAACUGUCUGUUAAAUCUUCGGGUUACAGGAUGUUGACAAACUGUCUUGAUAGUUCUGACCUCUGAGGAAACUGAGACCUGAACCCAGAGAGUCCAGAAUGGAGGAAGCUCCUGUAGCUGUUGUGUUUCCAGGCAGCUCUGAGACAGCAGUCGGUAUGAUUCCAGCUUCCAUAACACAGUGAACCUGUCUACCAAUAUGCAACCCAGCUAAUAAGCUAACCAGUUAAAUAGCUAGCAGAGGGAUCCAGCAUGUUCCUGGCUGACUGGCAUGUUAGCCGUUAGUUUGUUGUCUAGAGUAAUUUACAAACUAUCUGCUGUGCCGAUAGUCAGAAAAGUUGCUGUUCCACUUUUCCGAUAUGAGCAAGGAUUUAAGAUGCUGGUUGGCCAAAUCAUUUUGGCUUAUUGAGUUAGCCUGAAGGAGUGAGUUAGCCUAAAGAAGUGAGUUAGCAUAAAGAAGCCUAAAUAGGUGAGUUAGCCUGAAGGAGCAAGUUAACCUAAAGAGGCGAGUUAGCCGAAAGAGCUAAGCUAUCCUAAAGAGGUGAGUUAGGCUAAAGGGGUGAGUUAGCCUAAAGGAGCAAGUUAGCAUAAAGAAGUUACUUAUCCUAAAUAGGCAAGUUAGCCUAAAUAGGUGAGUUAGCCUAAAAAGCUAAGUUAUCCUAAAGAGGUAAGUUAACCUAAAGAGGCCAGCUAGCCAAAAGAGCUAAGUUAUCCUAAAGAGGUGAGUUAGGCUAAUGGAGUGAGUUAGCCUAAAGGAGCAAGUUAGCCUAAAGGAGCGAGUUAGCAUAAGAAAGUGACUUAGCCUAAAUAGGCGAAUUAGCCUAAAUAGGCGAGUUAUCCUAAAGAGGUGAGUUAGCCUAAAGAGCUAAGUUAGCCUAAAGAGGUGAGUUAGGCUAAAGGAGUGAGUUAGCCUAAAGGAGCAAGUUAGCCUAAAGGAGCGUUAUCCUAAAGAGGUCAGUUAGCGUAAAGGGGCAAGUGAGCCUAAAGAGCAGGUUAGCCUAAAGAGGUGAGUUAGCCUGAAGAGGCAGGUUAGUCUAAAGAGGUGAGUUAGCCUAAAGAGGUGAGUUAGCCUAAAGAGGUGAGUUAGCCUGGCAGUUUAGUUUUCAAAUGUAAAGAUUUCAGCUUGUUCAGUUAAUGUAUCUUUAAGUUCUUACUUUCAACAAGUCAGCUAGGAUUAUCAGACAAGCUAUUUAAAGCUAAAGUGUUAGCGUUCAUCAAAAUCCAAUCCAGAAAUGUGCCAAAACAGAUCAAAUCAAUUGUGGGUAAAGUGAGCAAUGGACAAAACCGCCAAAAGUCUGGUGUAGCCCUGUAAAGUUUACCCAACCUCCGUCUGUUUAGCAUCAUCAUAUCUUCAUUUAGCAAACAGAAUGAAACAAUAGGAAACUUUAAAGUCACAGUAUCAUAUGGUUGCCAUGUACCGUAGCUAACGUUCUGCUGCAGAGCGAGCUAAUACAGUUAGACAAUAACCUACAGUAGCUUUCUGUCUGUCUCGCUGUCAUUUAAUCAAUGUUUAGCUUUGUGUUUGAGUGGCUGGACGCUUGUGUUCGUGCAGUAGAUUAGCCAGCAAAACAAAGCGUAGACGCAUCCUCAAACAGUCGAAAAGGAGAAAUCCUAAAAAAAGAGGAGUGCAGAUGGGAUGAAGGCAUGCGGUAAAGGAGCCACGACACCCACAUGGAAAUCCAGCCAUAACGCUCUGAUACCAGCAGGGAUUAAAGGACUCUUAGGCGCUUUUUCAUGUUUGGAGUUAUUUGCUGUUUGUCCUUCAUCGUUUUAUGAGUAAACACUCUGAAACAAAUGAUCCACAGAUUACGAGUUGUUCUUUCCAAAGAACACCAGCCACCUGAAGCUCAACCUGUGUAAAAUCUCAUCAUAAUUUCUGCACUAUUUCACAGAC